This is a messenger RNA of Paracoccidioides lutzii Pb01, 4764 nucleotides long. RefSeq lists its product as hypothetical. The record is from RefSeq and is a predicted model, not a curated record. The transcript is spliced from 5 exons. Gene Ontology annotation, biological process: mitotic sister chromatid biorientation; protein localization to kinetochore; mitotic spindle assembly checkpoint signaling. The coding region runs from base 1 to 4764 and encodes 1587 amino acids.
AUGACUCCGCCCAAGAACGAGUCCGCGACGUCUGACCGCAUUCGAUCCCGCCGGUCUUUCGCUCAGAUGCCCCGUCCAGGCAUUGGACCCGGGGUCGAUAAAGAAAAUAUGACGGCGGAUAUAAGCGCUUCAAGCAGCCAGAGAACUGUGCCCCAAAGGCCCCCAAAACAGGAUAAGAAGCUCCGAAGUAAAAGUUUCGGACCCGGCGGUUUGGAUGCCCUCAAGCAUGCGAAUGGCAAUAGGCGAAAGUCAGCUGCUCAGUUCCCUCUAAAGUCUAUCCUCAAACCUACGGUACCCGUUUCUCCCAUACGAAAUAUUCCAUCCUUCGAGGAAACUCGGAAGAGGAUACCGGUUCGAAGCCCGGAGCGCAACUCUAAAUCUCGCCAAUGGAAUGGCCCUAAUGGAAAGGGCGAUCAACAUAUUGGCACCUCUACCCCAUCGGCUUCUAUAGUUGGCACGGAAAAUUUGGCCAAUCCUUUUGAUACAUUCAAUCCCUCGUCGGUGAUGCGCCAUGGCAAAAUUGCGGUUCGCACGGAGGAGGAGCAGCAAGCUGCCGCCAGGGAAAGGGAAGAGAAUGAACUGCUGGAACGUGAGAAACAGGCCAUUCUAGAGCACCGAGCGGCAAGGCGAAAAUCGAUGGCAAAUCGUCGUGUGUCCUUUGCGCCAGAGGCCACCCUACAUACUUGGAAUGUAGUUGAAUUGAUUGAAGAUUCCACGUCUUCUUCAGCCUCGAACUCCACGAGACGUGCCUCUGCUAUCACAGCCGAUCAAUCCCACCACACUCCGAAUCAGGACAUGGAUCUUACAGAUCGCCCGACAAAUCAACCAAGCGAUGACCCCGAUGCUGAUGAGCACGACCGACUGCGGAAAUCACGUCGUGGCUCUGGAUUUACUAAGAGAGAUCCAUACAGUCCCGAUCCCGAUGAGGCAAUCUCUUCCAGCCCAUUUAGCGGGAGCUCCGCUGCAGGAAGCGAUGAUGUCGGUGAGGUAGUUGUGGAAGAUGAUAUGAAUUCAGAUUCCAAUACUGAUGAUGAUGAUGGGGCCACGGUUAUGAGUAUAGAAAACACAACUGAGCGGUCCGGUUCUUCCCAAUCAGAUGAUUCAAGCACCCAUUCUAGCACGAAACUCGACCAAGCCUUGCGACAGGCUGCUCAAGCCGCUGGCACUAAAGGGAUUGACUUUGAUGAAAAUAGGGACUUGUCCAUAGGAUUCACUAAUCAUGAGAUUACUGGGGCAUUUUUACCUUGGGUUAAGAAAAGGGCCGAGAAGCUUGAUCUUGAUACGGAAGAUUUGAGUGCUCGACAGGAUCAGGAAAAUGUUAACCCCUUUGAUCAACCUUUAUCCCAAUAUCGGCCUUCAAGCAGGGAUUCUAGUGGUGGAUUUUAUGAGGAUUGUGAAGCAGAUGUAAGUAUGGAUAUGACCAAUGCCGUUGGCGGUAUCAUCCCAGAGCGACAGGAUGGGACAGCGGUUGGUAAAUCUUGUCGGAAAUCUGUUUCUCCCGGUAGCGGCCGCCGAGAUACGCUCCGUCGAACAUCAACUGGCGAAAUGUCACCUUUCGGGGACCAAACAAUGGAAUUUACGAAUGUGAUUGGUGGUAUUACCCAAGACCGUUCUCCAAUCAAGGUGCUCUCUGGAAGUAGUGACGUUGGAAAUGAUGAAGAGAUGACGAUGGAACUUACCUCAGCUCUUGGAAGUAUUCAACAGGCUUACCUCCAAAGGGAUGUACCCCACGAGGAAUACCAGCGGCCCUCCAAUGAGCCUGUGGAAUAUGGAAAUCAAGAGUUUGGCGAUGAAGCUGACGAUGAAGCCAUGGAGAUGACAGGCGCUAUUGGAGGUAUCCUGGAUCCCAUUGAGGAGCAAACGGAACCCCUGGAGGACGAAACCAUGGGUAUGGAUAUAACGAAUGCGAUAGGUAAAAUAUUACCACCCCAGUUUAAUUUCAAUAACAGGUCCCAAAGAAGAGCUUUGAUGGAGCUGGAGAGCGAUGCUGGUCAGCUUGGCAGCUCGCCGUUCCAGGAGAACAUUGUGCCUUCGCCACGCAAAAGCCCUGCUGUUGAACAGCAGGCUCCCGUGGUGUCUGAAUCCGGCAGCCCGACCCUAUCUGGCGUAAAACGCAGGCAGGAACGAAGAAGUAUUGGCCCAAGGCAAUCAACUACUCCAAGAGAUGGCUCUCGUCAUUCAUCGCCCUUGAGAAAGUUAUCGACCCCUUCAAAUCGAGUGACUCCACAGGCCAGCAAACAUUCAACUCUUGGAAAGACACCACCGUCUGGUAAUGUCGUAUUCAGAAGCGCAUCUCCGAAAAAGCUUUUCGUACCGGAGCUUAAACAAGCAUCCACCCAAAAGACUCCGACUAGUUCGAGUAAGCUUUUUCAUCAGGAUAGUGCUGGGAAGACUACUCCAUCCUUCGUCCUGCGUCCUCAUGGGCGGCCAUCUAGUGGUCUUGGUAUUGAUAGGGAAGGUAUAGGGUCACCGCGUGUUGCUGAAAUUCUGGAUAGACGACGAUCCAUAGGGGAAGACUCCCGGCAUUUUAUACCAAAAAGUCCAACUUCACGAGGAGUGAGAUUCGAUAAUCCCCGAGAGAUGGAAGAAGAACUGGAGAGGGAACAAGAAGAAAGAAAGAGAAGGGAAGCUACCAUUGCUGAGACAGGAAUCCGAAAAGAGCCGACACUUAAUUUAAAGGAGCUAAUAUCCAGCCUUACCCCCAAGAAAAGUAAAGCCAAGGCACGCAAAAGUUUGCAUGUUGGCGCAGCGAUAGGUCUCCUUGGUAAACGGCCGGCGGAGCUAGACGAGGAUGGCGAGGAGGAAGAAUAUACUCCCAAGCGCCUCAAGGGCCGCGAAGCAAGUCCCGUCAAGAGCAUCAGGCUCCCCGCUCCUCUCUCAAUGGACGAAGCUGUUAGACGAACCACUCGAGCAUCAAGCUACAAUGGCCCUGAAUCAUCCCCAUCGCACGUGUCAAGUACAACUCCGAAAGGAGCUCCUCGUACUAGGCCUUUAGGCAGAUCCGUCAGUGAGGAGCGUACUACUCAAAAUUCUACAGUUGAUCUGGAAGGCACCCUGGACAAUUCUCCUAAGCCACAAGUCGAGCCAAUACAACUCCAGGAUUUUCUGGAAAUGACCAAUAUCCACUUUAUGGAACUGACUACAACAAAAAGAAGGCAUACGUUGGCGCCCUCUAACGAAGAGAAAAAGGCUGCAUUCAAGACUGAAGAGGAGUCUGCAAAAGGCACAAGCUUGGAAGAUUGCGUGGCUGCUGGGUUCUGCACAGUACCAAUGCUCGAGUUAUACCAACAUUCGUGCCGUGAAUUGAAAUCCUAUAUCUCAGAAGGUCGACGGAUCAUUCGCUCGAUCGAAACGGAAACUUACUCAGAUAAUCCGCCUCUGUUCCAAGAAUAUGUGACAGCACCACCCGAUAUCCGGUUGCUGAUGGAUAACCAGUUCCGUAACGUAAAAACUCAUGCGCGCCUUUUAAGCAAGUCCAUGUGGUACGAAUGGCGAAUGAAACUCUUGGAGGGCCUUAAGGAAGGACUCGACCGUCACGUUGAGGAGAUGCAGAAUGACGAAGCAAUUUUAUCGAAGAAAGAGCGCCUAUUAGAUCGAGUGGUUCCCGCGUUGGUUGAAAAGCAUGCAAAGCUUGAAACUGAAGCACGUUGUCUGCGGCAAACAGUUGAUGAACUGGAAAGCUGCGAUAAGGAAGAACUUCGUCAAGCACGCGAACGAUUGGCGGCUCUGGAUGCGGAAAUUGCCGCAAAGAGAAAGUCUCUGGAUCAGUCACAAGCAGAGCUUGAAAACAAGAAUGAUUUCAUCCAAACGGGAGCGGAGUUAAAGAAUGAACUUUUGUUCCAGAUACGUGAAGCGGAGCGAAUUACGGAAGAGUGUCGAGGUUGGAGUGUGAAGGAGGUUAAAGCCCUAAAAGCUUCUGUGCAUGCCAUUGAACGUCAAACCGGUUGGAGCAUCUUGUCUGCUUCAUUGAAAUCGAACUCCAAGCAUGGCCCAUCAUUAAAAAUGCGAUAUCGCGACGAACUACAGGUUGAAUUUUAUCCAGGCGCUUUCAACAUCACACUGGAGCCGACAUCGUCCUGCCGACGCUCGUCUCAACCAAGCAAAAACCUUCCUGUAAACUUCAGCUAUUCACCCAGCUUAAUUCAAGGAGCUCGGCAUGCAAGUAAUGGACUGUCUCAUGAAAAGGCCCUGAUUCUCCACGCACUCCGUAUGCGCUCUUCCCAAAUAUCACAAUCAUCCCUUACCCCGAGACAGUUCCUUUCCGGUAUCUCACGGGCAUGGGAUAGGGCCAUUAACCUAGGGAACGAAAUACGUGCACUUGGAUACUGCGGAAUUACAAGUGCAAAGGCGCCAGAAGUGAACCCCUCUGAGCCAACCUUACUAGUAAUCCGGUGUAUGGUUCUCGGCUGGUCCUCCGCAAAUGCUGAAGCGGAGACUUUUCGAGAUAAGGUGAAGGGGAAAUCGCCCCCAGUAUCAGAGAACAGCGGCAGGGUGAAGGCUAGAGUUGACAUUGAUUUCACAGUGAAGCCGAGACCAGCCAAUAGUGGUACAGAUAUCCCUGACAUGGAUAUUGAGGUUCACACAGAUGUCUCUGCUAGCAUUGUCUAUGGCUCUAUUAGCCCGUACGAGGGUAAUGCGGGGGAGGUGCAAAUUGGCGAUAUGCUAGGCAAGAUAAUUCAGCAGAAGAAUACCCCUGGAGUUGAAUUGGGGGGUGGUGUGUGGCGGGAUGCUGUGAGGAGGUUUGAAAGGAGAGUGUUCGCGUAA